This is a messenger RNA of Manduca sexta (tobacco hornworm), 4687 nucleotides long. It is a transcript of the gene P38mapk, whose product is annotated as mitogen-activated protein kinase p38b. The record is from RefSeq and is a predicted model, not a curated record. Gene Ontology annotation, biological process: intracellular signal transduction; protein phosphorylation. The coding region runs from base 147 to 1229 and encodes 360 amino acids. Gene Ontology annotation, molecular function: MAP kinase activity; ATP binding. The transcript is spliced from 9 exons. Gene Ontology annotation, cellular component: cytoplasm; nucleus. Lineage: Eukaryota; Metazoa; Arthropoda; Insecta; Lepidoptera; Sphingidae.
UAAAUACGUCAAUACGUCGCAAAUGUCAAAAGGCUUUCUGCUAUCUGAAUGUUGAGAUAAGUUUUUUCCAUAUUUUAAUUAACGUAUCAUAUUUUUAAUUGUGUUGUGUUCGUCCUUUCAAACGGUGAACAUUAAAGAAAAGAAAAAUGCCUCGUUUUCACAAGGUAGAGAUUAACAAAACCGAAUGGAAUGUGCCGGAAAGAUAUCAGAUGCUCACACCAGUGGGCUCCGGUGCUUACGGUCAAGUUUGUUCGGCCAUAGACACUUUGCAUAAUAUGAAAGUGGCCAUUAAGAAAUUAGCAAGACCAUUUCAAUCUGCUGUACAUGCUAAGAGAACGUACCGCGAACUUCGGAUGCUUAAACACAUGAACCAUGAAAAUGUAAUCGGGUUAUUGGAUGUGUUUAGUCCAGAGAAGACAUUAGAAGAUUUUCAACAAGUCUAUUUAGUGACCCACUUGAUGGGUGCCGAUUUGAACAAUAUUGUACGCACUCAGAGACUUUCCGAUGAUCAUGUCCAGUUCUUGGUUUAUCAGAUUUUACGUGGGCUUAAAUACAUACAUUCUGCUGGAAUUAUUCACAGGGAUCUAAAACCUUCUAACAUAGCUGUCAAUGAAGAUUGUGAGUUGAAAAUAUUAGAUUUUGGCUUAGCCAGACCAACCGAAACAGAAAUGACUGGUUAUGUUGCAACAAGAUGGUAUAGAGCUCCAGAGAUCAUGCUCAAUUGGAUGCAUUACAACCAGACUGUAGACAUCUGGUCAGUGGGUUGUAUCAUGGCAGAGUUACUGACAGGCAGGACCCUGUUCCCUGGUACAGACCAUAUUCAUCAGUUGAACUUGAUCAUGGAGGUACUUGGGACGCCCAGUCACGAGUUCAUGCAGAAAAUUUCCUCUGAGUCUGCGCGGAAUUACAUACAGUCAUUGCCGACGCUAAGGAGGCGCGACUUCCGCGAGGUGUUCCGCGGCGCCAACCCGCUCGCCGUCAACCUGCUCGAGCUCAUGCUGGAGCUGGAUGCUGACAAACGCAUCACGGCGGAACAAGCGCUCGCGCACGAGUACUUGGCGCAGUACGCGGACCCUACCGACGAGCCGGUGUCGGCGCCCUACGACCAGAGCUUCGAGGACAUGGAGCUACCAGUCGACAAAUGGAAAGAGUUGGUGUGGAAUGAAGUGGUAGAGUUCAAGCCUCACCCGCAGCAUAUGAACACAGUCGUCGAGGUGAACCCUUCCUAAUUAACACAAUUUAACAAGUAUUACAAACCCGGCACAUAGUAUCCAUACGUAUGAAAGGCCAGUGUCUUAAUAAAUAUAAUUAAUACUUUGUUUAAACUAUUUUACUGUACGUACAUGUUCUUGUCCUAAAGUGUAUCUGCAGGCAGGUUUAUUUUUAUGAAAUAUUGAGAAUAUAUUUUUUUUUGGGUAGUUUCGGACCCACUGUUGACUCAAUCAACACAACAAAUAUCUUGAUGUUACUGCUUAUACUACACCGCAUACUAAAAUUAUUAUGCACAAUUAUUAGUAUGUGGGUCAAAUAUGACCCAUGUAAUGUUUAGGGGUCACAAAGACCUGUCCUGUACGAAUGGUCGUAAUUAAAGUAGUCUAGGAGUGAAAUGAUAAUAUUCUUGAAACUAGUCUACAAGUUAUCGUAAGUAACUGUUUCGAAGCAAUAUCUAAACUAACUGUUUGAAGCAUUUAUAUGCUUACUUACACCAGUAUUUUUAAGGGCGGGUCCAAAUUUUCAUAAUUCAUGUCAAUUCAUUAUAUAACUAGUAUCGCCUUUUUCGACGGAUUAUUAUAGAAAAUUAAUUAAUGUUAGAUUCAGAAGUAAUGAAUGUGAGUAAAUAUAAUAAUAGUAUGCAUACCGUUGUAUUAUGUUGUAGUGCCUUUCAAUACUACUAACCACGGCUGAUCUCAACUAACGAUCCUAACUGCUACCUUUGGAUUGCCGGUGAACACAGACCAAUCGGAAUACAGAUUUUUUAUACUUCCAAAUAAUUUAUUUUGAUUGGUUUAUAUUUACCAUUGAUCAGCAGUUGUGAUCGUUUGUGGAAAUCUCCCGUUAGAUUGUUUCUUGUAAACAAUUAUACGAAAGCAAUUCAGUCUUCCACUACACCUAUUUUACAAUUGAAAGUACAAAUUCAAGAUACGAAUAAAGUAACAAAUGGAUCCGCCCAAUUACAGCACAUAACUAUAUAUGAGAUAUGUCUACAAAUUGGCUUUAUAUGCUGGUGCUAACAAAUUCUAUGCUAAUACGAAUAAGGUUUUAUGUAUAAAUUAUGCAGUAAUAGUUUAAACUGAAAGGUGAUACCCGAACUCUGUUCGUUUUGAAUGCUUAAAAGUAACAAUGGCCUACUGCAAUUUUGAAUUAUGGAAUUAUUUUUUUAUCAAACAUAAAAAUUAUAAAAAAAAAUGUGUUGCUAAUGUUAAAAAAGGAUAAAAAUUAAAUAUUGUAACGACUAAACUGUAGCUUAUCAUAAGGAAAUGUGUGCACAGAUCCUUUCAGGUUAUGUUAUUACUAGUUAAGUAUUCACUGGCGUUGCAAUAUGAUUGUGAGCGUGUCGGAUGUACAACGAUGGCGUGGUUUAUUUAGCGUAAGACUUGACUAGCCGUCCAUGUGACGUUCAUUGCUCAGCCCUAUGUAUGUUCACGGAGUGAGAGUGCUUUCAAAUAUAUCUACGUAAUAUAUAAAUAACACUUAUAUCUGGUUUCACAUUGCCAAAUCAGCGACCAAACGGUGGAGCUAUUGAGUUUUAAAAAUAGAACUUUAUAUUAUGUGUACUUACGUCGAUUAACUAAAGCUCGCAUGUAUACGGUUCACACUGAUGCCAUCUUACACAGUAUUUUAAGUGUUUCAUAAUAUUAUAAUUGUAGGGAUAGAUAAAUAUACAAACUGUGAGAGAAAUAUAAAUCAUUUAUUAGUUACAGUCCCAACAUAAACAAAAAUAAUGAACCUAAGUAACAAAUAAUAUUAAAAAAUAAAAAUGGCUUGUCGCGGUUGUGGUGAUCACUCAGCAUAAGGUGAUGUAGUUCAAACCACAACUAAAAUUCAUAGUUUAUUUUAUUCCUGUUGAUGCGUGAGCAUUGCGUUGCCAUGUCAGAAACAACACACGCGCGACAUGUGAAUGCGUUGUACGUGCCAGCUUUAGAUUAUCGACCUAUAUGUCUGUAACGUACUGUGGUGUAUAUUUUUCCACAAACAAGAUGCUAAACGUAGUUAUGUCAAUUAUUUCUAAAGAUUUUGAUAAAAAUAUCUCUAAAUCUGUAAAUAAUCGCUAAGAUGUUCGAAUUUUGAAAAUAUGUAUACGCAAAAGCCAAGCAAUUUUAAGCUGUCGUAUUUGUGGAUCCCUUGAUAUAACUACGUCCAGUUGCAGUUUACAUUCGGGAUAUGAUUACAGGUUCUCAUAAUACAUUUACAUAAUAUAACAAAUUUCAUGGUAAUACACUAGCAGUAGUUUUUGUGGUCACACUAACAUACAGUUGUCUACAAAAGUAUUAUGGCAAGUUUCUGGAACUUUCUGUUGUACAAUCAUAUGCUUUCCACGAUGUGAAAACUAGCCGAUAUAUAAAUGUAAAUAACACGAAGUGUCAAUGUGCAAUAUAUAUUAAUAAAUGGAUUAUUUCCACAGUUACAUUUAUUUAAUGCUUAGAUAUAUUUAUUCACAAAAUUCUGUGCAUAAGCUUGAAUUAUAAAUUAAACGCAUAAGAUGUAUUUUAAAAUUUAAAAUGCACCUGGCAUUUUUGAAACAGACUACGAGUCUUUUGCACCCUAGAAUCUUAGGGCCAUAUUUUAAAUCAAUCUCAUAUUUGACUAACAACUCAAGUUGACAUUUAAUGUUAAACUAUUUAAAAAUAAAAACGAAGCUUAAGAUGUCAUUUACGAGCUUGUUCUCAACUGAGUCAGCGAUAUAUAAUAAAUAAAACUGAGCUGUCAAAAUCUGUCAUAUGCUGUGACUCAAGAUCUCAUUAGAGACGUUGAUAUCUGUUUAUUAAAAAACACGAUCUUGAGAUGCUGAUUUUAACUUGACCGCGUGUCAGCUGAUAUCAGAUCACUUCAGAGCGAAACUUGAGUUGCAUCUUACUAUAUCGCCCUUAGGAGAGUAUUUUUUAUUGAUUUUUACUUGGAGCAAAACUAUGCAAUGAGGGUGAACAAUAAUUUAAAUAAAAAUAAAUAGCCUGUAAGUUAUAUAUUAGAUAAUUCGUGUGUAUUUCUGUGUUUUACAUUGUUUUUUACGAUACUAGAAUGGAGUAAAAAAACAUUUACGUAUAUGUAUAUUACAAUUACAGUUUUCGCAGAAAAUCGACAAUUUUUUUGUAAUCCAUAUGCAUUUUAAUACCAAGUCGUGAAUUGUAUAUUUAUUUUUAAAUAAUGUUUAGAUAAUGCAUAAAAUCAACAGAUCAGUUCAAUAGAUUGACUAGCAAAGUUCUCCAAAUCUGUUUUCUUAUGGAUGUCUUGAUAAAAAACAACAUUAUAUGGUAAUUAUAUUGCCGUGAGAAAGCGCUCUUAGUGUAGGAAAGUAUAAUGUGUUGGUGCGGACUUGAAUGUUGACUUAGCUUACAUACAAUAACACUGGUUGCCAUUUUGUCUUCGUAAUGUAAGCAAGUAAUACCAAUAAGUGAUUUAUUUGGAUGUACAAUAAUGUAUUAUUGUUGAGUUGUAAGAGUUUAGACUUUGAGUAAAGAUAUAGUUUAAA